AUGGCUUUCCAGGCCCUUCUCUCUACAGUCACAGCGGCGUUGGUGAGCGCAUCGUCCAUCCAAGCGUACGUGCUGCCCUUCCAAGCAAAUGCUGACCACAAGGGAGACCUCGCCGAUGCUCAGGCAUUCCAACUGUUCGGGCGAUCCCUCUACGACCAGCAAGGUUCCAUCUCGGUGCCCGUCUACAAGAGGCAUGGCGCACUCCACCCCGAUAUCGGCAAGCGUGAUCCCGAAAAGACCAUGAACUGGGCUCUGCGUCAGGGCGAGAUCAUGAGGACCAAGUUCGGCGCAUCCAGCACACAUCAGAAGCGUCAAACCAUCGGCUUGACCGAUGUGGGUCCUGACAGCUACUAUUACGCUCAGCUCUCGGUCGGAACACCCGCACAGAACUUCAAUAUUGUUCUCGACACCGGAUCGUCCGAUUUCUGGCUCGUUGACUCAGAUUGCGGCGCUGCUCAGAACUGUGACUCUGAUCUCAAUAAGUACAACGCCGGUGCUUCGUCCACCAACAUCGGUUCUAGCACCCCAUUCACAAUCGAGUAUGGAACAGGGGCGGUUCGUGGCACCCUUGCCGCCGACAAAGUCUCGUUAGCAGGCUACACGGUCAACAAUCUCACUUUUGCUGAAGCAUCUGCCGUUGCCUCCAACACCGUCGAGUAUCCCACAUCCGGUAUUAUGGGUAUGGGCUUCCAAUCUCUCUCCACUAGCGGUGCUACUCCCUUCUGGCAGGUCCUUGAGAAGCAGGGUGUUCUUUCCCAGAACCUGUUCACCUUCCAGCUUGCACGAAACAUUGACAACAUCAACCCCAACGACCCUAACAUCAACGACAUUGAGAGCCCAGGAGGUGUCUUCACUCUUGGCCAACUCGACUCAAAUCAGUACAGUGGCGACAUCACCUACACCAGCAUUCCCAACAACCUUCAGAACCAGCAGGGUCUCGGAUACUGGACCAUCCCAAUGGCUGGUAUCACCGUCAACGGCAACUCGGCCAACAUCGGUAACAACCCCCUUGCUGCCAUCGACACCGGUACGACUCUCAUUGGUGGUCCCGCUUCCUCCAUCCGAGCCUUCUACUCGCAGAUCAGCGGUGCUCGCUCAGCUGCCUCCGCCGGUAUGCCCGGGUACUACCUCUUCCCAUGCACCACCAACCUCAACAUCCAGCUCACUUUCGGUGGCAAGAGCUGGCCCAUGAACUCGCAAGACUUCAACCUCGGUUCUUUCCCUUACACCAACUCGCAGACUUGUCUCGGUGCUCUUUUCGAGAUCGACCUCGGCUCCACGCAAUACGGUGUGCCUCAGUGGAUUGUUGGUGAUUCUUUCCUCAAGAACGUUUUCUCCGUCUACGAUGGCACUGGAAGGGUUGGCUUCGCUAGUCUCAAGGGCAGCGAGGCUCAGGUGGCUUCCCUCACUGCUGGAGCUGUUUCUUCGCAAACCCCACAGGCUACUUCUGCUGGCUCAGAUUCCAGCAUGAGUUCUCUUGGCGGUGGCGGCGGCGGAGGUGGUUUGCCCACUCUUACCUCUUUCGCUACUCAGGCUACUGGCACUGGCAUCUUUGGUGGAGGAAGCCUUCCUGUCCCCUCGGCAUCCAGAGGUGUUGCUACUUCCAACCCUUCGCUAGUUGCUGGCUCGAGCAAUAGCGGCAGCGGUAGCAGCAGCGGUAGUGGUAGUGGUAGCAGCAGCGGUGGAUCCUCGUCGAGAGCUAACUCGAUCGUUCCUGCCAUGGUUGUUGUCACCGCUGCUUCGGCCGCUGCCCUCUUUGGUGCUUUCCUCGUUCUCUAA
Ustilago hordei is the source of this 1779-nucleotide messenger RNA. RefSeq lists its product as uncharacterized. Bases 1 to 1779 code for a protein of 592 amino acids. Gene Ontology annotation, molecular function: aspartic-type endopeptidase activity. The record is from RefSeq and is a predicted model, not a curated record. NCBI's taxonomy places the organism in Eukaryota, Fungi, Basidiomycota, Ustilaginomycetes, Ustilaginales, Ustilaginaceae. Gene Ontology annotation, biological process: proteolysis. The transcript has 2 exons.